Molecule: messenger RNA, 876 nt
Organism: Peromyscus leucopus (white-footed mouse)
Lineage: Eukaryota; Metazoa; Chordata; Mammalia; Rodentia; Cricetidae
Source: RefSeq, a predicted model, not a curated record
AUGUUCAGAAAGCUCCAUUCCAUCUUCCACCACGGCCCACAGGGGAAGGCAGCAGCCGAGCGCCCCUACUACGCGGGAGCGAGCCCCACUGUCAGGCUAAUUCGUAGCAGCUCCAUGUAUGUGGUUGGGGACCACUUUGAGAAGUCCAGCGAGUCCUUAAAAAAGUACAGAAGCACCCACAGCAUGGACACCAGCCUGCACUACCUGCAGCAGGAGGACCGUGCCUGGAUGUACUCGCGCACCCAGGACUGCCUGCAAUAUCUUCAAGAGCUGCUGGCCCUGCGCAGGAAGUAUCUCAGCACCCUGAGUGACCUGAGGCCGCGCAUGCAAGGUGAUGGCUCCACCUCCUCCAAGUCCUCCAAGGGAGCACAAAAGACCCCAGGAGAAGGCAAAAAAGCAGCCUCAAAGAAAUACUCCCAGUUCAGCACUGACGUGGCCGAGGAUGCCUUCUUUGACUCCAUCAUCGCAGAGCUAGAGACAGAAAAACGGCCGAGGACGCUGAGGGACCUGCCUAAUGAAGAUGUGGACUUUGAUGUGGCCACCAGUUCACAGGAACACAGCUUGCACUCCAACUGGAUUCUGCGGGCGCCACGCAGACAUUCCGAGGCCAUCGCUGCUCACGCCACUGCAGACAGCCGGUGAAGGAGCACGGAACACAAGGUCACGGGCACCCAGAGGAGGCUCGAGAGACACCCCAUUUACCUGCCAAAGGCUGUGGAAGGGCAUUCAACACCCUGAAAAUUUAAGCCCAAAGCCCACAAAAAAGACCUGGGGAGCUCCAGACAGAUCCUCCGCAGCUUCUCCAGAGAAGACUUGGAGUGGGAGGAGAGUUCUUUGCACAGCAGUCCCCCGGCUCUUUGGAGGAGGAUCAUUUGA